This is a messenger RNA of Phlebotomus papatasi, 2554 nucleotides long. It is a transcript of the gene js, whose product is annotated as proteoglycan 4. NCBI's taxonomy places the organism in Eukaryota, Metazoa, Arthropoda, Insecta, Diptera, Psychodidae. Gene Ontology annotation, cellular component: extracellular region. Bases 607 to 2340 code for a protein of 577 amino acids. Gene Ontology annotation, molecular function: chitin binding. The record is from RefSeq and is a predicted model, not a curated record. The transcript has 5 exons.
AGUGACAAUUUGUGCGAUCUCGGCGGCAGACGAGAGAAGAGUUUCCCACCAACGCUCGAUCAACCAGCAGCGCCUUUUCUGUUCAUGGCUUUUCCACGUCGACUGGCUGACUGUCUGCACUUUUCGAGCUUUUUGAUUCAUACCACCUCGGUUCCCCAAGACUCUGGCCACUCGAAGACGAUCAGUGCACGUUGGUGCUUUGGUCUGAUCACUCGCGAUCGUGUCUCUCUUACAAUAAAUUUUACUCGAUUCACAUUACAAGCUACAAAAAUUCAACGUAACAGUGGCAUUUAUUUUUUUUCGGUUUAGUGUUAAGUGUUUUCUUGUAAGAAAAUUUAGAGAAUAAGCAUAAAGUUCCGGGAUUGUAGGCUUAGAACUUCUUCGAGAAAAAAAUAGAUAAAUUGGCAAAUCUCAUUAAAAUUAGCAAGUGUUACAUCGCCAUGCAUUUUGGCGUUGGGACGUAAAAAUGAUUUGUGCUUAAGCUCAUUUGUGUGUUGAGUCAUUAUAAGAGAGUGGAGAAACUUGGAGUUGCAAAAGAACUUCCUAAAGAAAGUGAUACUUUGGAAGCAAAUAUUAAUCUUCUCGGUGGACUGUGUUGUGCUAAAAAUGAAGCUAAUCAAUUUCUUAGCCAUUUGUGCCUUUCUGUGUAUUUUCCCCGCAACAAUAUUUGGACAAACUUUCAAAGGCACACCAAUUAAUCAGCGGCCUGUGGGGUCCCAUAGGGUGUUUCCGAGGACAGAUUUCUCCUGCCGGGGCAGACCCGCCGGCUAUUAUGCCGACAUCGAGACCGGCUGUGAGAUCUACCACAUGUGUGACGGUCUAGGUCGCCAAUUCAGCUAUGCCUGUCCCAACACAACUCUCUUCCAGCAACGUAUGCUGAUCUGCGAUCAUUGGUACAUGGUGAACUGCUCGCGCGCCGAGAGCAACUAUGCCGCCAACUUGCUGAUCGGUCAGCGUGAUAAGCCAUUUGUGGGUGAGGAAGAACAUGAACUACGGACACCACGGCCAGAUCUUCUCGAUCGCCCCUAUUCACCAGACUAUUCCGGCGAAUCCUUCCGCAGGCAUUUCAAGACCACUCCAGCGGUUCAGAAUACGAUUUUGGGACGAAAUAGCCAGCCAAAGGCCUCGUCAGGCAAGACAAUUGAGGGUGAGGGUUCUCUGGAGACAGCCCAUUCAAAUUACCAAGGACCUCAGCUCUUCUUACCGAUUCACUGGAGCACAAAAAAUGGUAAUGGAGGUGAUGCAACGGCUUCUGUGCGGCGUGAUGUGAAAAAUGAUGAAUUCGUGCCGGGCAAUCGUCGAAUGGAUGACGCUGUGGCUGAAACAUCUGAUAAAGAUGGCAAGGCUGAGAUCAUUGUAUUGCCGUCGCCAUCGGGAUUUACUGUACCAUCGAAACCCGUGCCUACAGCACCACCCGUGAAAAAUGGAUCAGUGAAAAAGCCCUCAUUGCUGUAUGAACCUCCAUUCCUCCUUCCAGACUACAAUAGAAAUUUCCGGCCACCAGCAACAACUCCUCCACCUUCGCCCAAUACACCACAGAUUCAGAGCACGGGAAAACCAUUUACAGCGUCAGGUGUGAAGGAUACGGUCGAUGAGAAGGUGUCAAAGACACGAAAUGCACCCCGAACGGAACCACCAGUAACUGCUACACCGAGAAUUCUUUCUCAGAAUCCCUUCAUUGCCAAUUCCCUGCAGAAGACAAAACCCACAGUUGCAACGCAACAAUUGAAUAAUAGGCCUAAUCCGAGUGUUCCUGAACCAGCCCGGGAUCUCUUGCCUCCACGAAUAGAUGUUAGGAAGCAUGAUGAUGCCACAACAGAAGGUCCUCCAAUCUACUAUGAAUGGAAAUGGGCAGUUCCUGCUUUUGUGCUGGAGCCGCCUAAGCCGGCAAAUAACUCCACGGGAUCGGCAACUAAACGAGAGCAAGGAGUUCCUCCUGCAGUACCCACAAAAUUUGCCCACAAUCCUUUCCUUCAGCGGGCUUUUUCGAAUGGAAAAGCCACAACGGGCAAUACGUCGUCUGAGCGAAGUCCCACAGCACGAGCAUUUUCUGGAUCUGUGCCGAAAAAUUCAGGCACAUCUACAGAGAAACCCAAACGCCUUGAACCCACUCAUGACUAUCAAGAGUUGAAGAAGACAUUUUUGAUUCCGGACUUUCAAUUUCCACUGGAAAAGGAUGCAAGAACAGGUUUUGAUCAGAAGGAAGCCAAAAAUUCCUUCCAACUCAUAAUUCCGUCAAAGAGUGACAAACCCUGGUAUGGAGAAAAUCCUAAAUGUCCAGAUUGCCAUCCAGCAUACGUUCAACCAGGCACCUGUGAGCCCUGCAUUCGGAUUAGAUAAUCCCUCUGGGAGGAGAUGGUACAAGAAGUAAUAAUUUAGAGAUGUCUCAAGUAGCCAGUCAAACAAGUCUAUUACGCUAAGUUCUGUGUAAAACACAAAAUACUCUUGAAUAUUUGCAAUACUGGGAGUAAAUUGGUCAUAACUCAGUGACAAAACCAUGUCUAUAAAAUUAAAAACGUGUAAUUUUAGUAAUAAAAGACUUACAAAUUGAUAA